AUGCUUAGCGAUUCAACUAUCCACGCCGUUGCAGGCGCCGCAGGUGGCAUCCUAGCCAUGUCGGCGACAUACCCGCUCAUAUUCCUAUCCACACGAGCUGCAGUGGAGACGAAGGAGCAUAAGUCGACAUACGAAGCUAUCUUGGAUAUUAUCAGACGGGAAGGUUUUUUUGGGCUAUACAGUGGCCUGAAUUCUAGCUUACUUGGAAUUGCUGUCACCAACGGGGUAUACUACUACUUCUAUGAACGAUCACGAGGGGCGAUAGUAGGCUCCAUGAGGGGCGGAAAAGGAAUGACCACGGUUGAAUCUAUGCUAGCUGGUUUGAUUGCCGGGUCAGCGACCACAAUUAUCAGCAACCCCAUCUGGGUGGUCCAGACGUCCCAGGCCGUUGGUUCGCUUCACAGGUCUCCAGCUGCUGAUUCGAGCGGCUCUCGAGUGAAGCUGGGCAUCAUCGAGACCAUUCAGCACAUUCUCCGCAAAGAUGGCAUUGGAGCCUUCUGGCGUGGCAUUGGACCCGCCUUGGUGCUUGUAAUCAACCCUGUAUUGCAAUAUACAGUCUUUGAGCAGCUGAAGAAUAUUUUGGUGAGGCGGCGAACCGCUCAAUUACGAGCAGUAGGUCCGGCAGCGGCUGUCGUCGCGGUGCUCACAGACUGGGACUAUUUCUUCCUCGGCGCUCUAUCAAAGCUUGUUGCUACCUCGUCGACAUAUCCAUACAUCGUCAUCAAGAGCAGGCUGCACGCAGGGCAUGCAAAUGCUCUCAAGUACAAAUCCUCGCUAGAUGGGCUACUUACCAUAGUCAAAGAGGAGGGUGUUGAAGGUUUAUACAGGGGCGUUGCAAGCAAAUUGCUUCAGAGCGUCUUGACUGCUGCUUUUCUGUUCAUGUGCCAAAGGCGCUUGUACGAAAUCACAAAACAAGCAGUCAAGCCUGUAUUUUCUCGUUAG
Messenger RNA from Fibroporia radiculosa, 942 nucleotides. RefSeq lists its product as uncharacterized. Lineage: Eukaryota; Fungi; Basidiomycota; Agaricomycetes; Polyporales; Fibroporiaceae. The transcript is spliced from 7 exons. Gene Ontology annotation, molecular function: AMP transmembrane transporter activity; FMN transmembrane transporter activity; ADP transmembrane transporter activity. Bases 1 to 942 code for a protein of 313 amino acids. The record is from RefSeq and is a predicted model, not a curated record. Gene Ontology annotation, cellular component: peroxisomal membrane.